Colletes gigas is the source of this 8164-nucleotide messenger RNA. RefSeq names its product latrophilin Cirl-like. Gene Ontology annotation, molecular function: G protein-coupled receptor activity; carbohydrate binding. The coding region runs from base 771 to 4706 and encodes 1311 amino acids. The transcript has 18 exons. The record is from RefSeq and is a predicted model, not a curated record. Gene Ontology annotation, biological process: cell surface receptor signaling pathway; adenylate cyclase-activating G protein-coupled receptor signaling pathway. NCBI's taxonomy places the organism in Eukaryota, Metazoa, Arthropoda, Insecta, Hymenoptera, Colletidae. Gene Ontology annotation, cellular component: membrane.
UGGAAGCGGAUCGAGCGUGUCCGUUGUUCCUGUUCGUGGACGAUCACCGCGCGGCGACCUGGUGUAUGGCCUCAUCGGCUGAUUCGUUUCACUCGGGACCAGGUGACUCUGUACGAUCUCGGAUAUGAUCACCGUGGUGACUCGCGUCGCGCGAGAUACACGGUCCCGAUAGCGAUCGCGAUUAUCGUUUAGGGAGAAUUUCGGAGUGGACCGAUUAUUUACAGUGCGAAACAAGUUCUUCGCGUCACGUUGUGUACUGGGUAGCAGAAGGUUUUUCAGUGCUCGACGGUCUUAUUUAUCUCGUUUUGCGGGAGUGUGACGUGGUCCCUUGGCUCCGAUCGUCAGUGAGACUCGACGUGCAAGUGAACGACGCGGAAGUGAAGAAUAAUUUUAACGAGGAUCCAAGUGCCCAGUAUCAUAUAAUCUCGUCCUGGUGAUCGACGAACGUAACGCGGGGAGCGUUCGAAGGACCUCCGGUUCGGCCGCGAAGCCUAGCCGUCGGACGCCAGGACAGCGAUCGGUGUCCCGAUCCUGCGGAACCGUAGAUCGAUAAGGGAUUGUCGAUCUAGUUCGCUUCGAUUGGAUACCAACCUGAAAACGGAGUGAUUUACGGAGUGUCAGUGACAGUUCUGUGUGUUAUCCGUUCAAGUUUCGUGCGAUGUACAUCGACCACGCCGUCUUCGUCUUCCAUCUUAAUUUAUAUUUCUCCUGAAGAGGUCUGCAAUCAACGGCCAAAACGUUGAGGCGUAGUCGGAGCUCGGAACUUCACGAUGGAGUGCCGCAAGGGUCGACGGAAAGGUCUACUCAGUGGCCUGGUGUUUGCGUGGCUCCUAACCAGCGGUUGGACCGUCGCGGCGCGAAAUAUAGAGAGGUACGACACCGCGUACGCCUGCGAGGGCAAAACACUGCUGAUCGAAUGCGGCGAGGGAAAGCUGAUCCAUCUGAUCAGAGCGAACUACGGGAGGUACUCCAUAGCGAUAUGCAACGAGCACGGGAACACCGAUUGGAGCGUCAACUGCAUGUCGACCAAGUCCUACCGCGUGCUGAACAGCGAGUGCAACAACCAGCAAAACUGCAGCAUCGUUGCGUCCAUGUCGCAAUUCGGCGAUCCUUGUCCCAACACGCACAAGUACCUCGAGGCGCACUACCGAUGCGUGUCCGCGGCCACGACCACGACAACGUCCCGUCCGAGCCCGCCGUGGCUCACGACUUCGCAGCCAAGCGUUUGGAGCACGGCUAAGCCGACUGUCAGGCCUCCCUCUAGGAUUACGACACCCCCAGCUCAACAGCAGCCCCAGCCGCCGGCGCAGUCCACCCCCACGCUGCCAAUAACCACCACGUCAAGUCCCACGUCAACGAGGUCCCCAGUCGAUAUGGAGGUAGUCGAAGUGGACCAGGACUUAAUACUUCCUGCAAACGUUCCGUCUGCGAACGGACCUGCGGUGCCUCCAACUGUUCCUGAAACCACUCAGGCCACAACAACGUCGACCUUCGCCUCUUGGAGAACGAAUCUAAGGACCACUGUGCCCAGCACGCUCUACCCGGAGUCCAGCUCGAAUGGCCAAUGGUACGACUACGGUAGACAAGUGUGUCCCCCGGUGGUGGCCAGGACGCUCACCUGGAACACGACCAGAGCCGGCGACGUGGCGGUCCAGAGUUGUCCCGGCGGUGCCAACGGUUUGGCACGCUGGAGAUGUUUGGCCAAAGGUGACUCGGCCUUCUGGCACAGGGACAGCCCGGAUCUCAGCGAAUGUCGUUCCGUGUGGUUGACCACCCUGGAGAAUAGAGUGACGGAGGGUGACGUUAUCCUGGGCAUCAGCAGAGAGCUGUCGCAGGUGACGAACAACAGCAGAGGACUCUACGGCGGCGACAUGAUGAUCACCACCAAGAUCAUGAAGAACAUGGCGGAGAAGAUGGCCCAGGAUAUAAGGACGUACCAGGACGCGAGCCAGAGGGAGGUCAGCGUCACGGAGCUGCUUCAGGGUGUCGUCAGGACAGGCAGCAAUCUCCUGGACAAAGCUCAGAUGGCGUCUUGGAAGGAUCUUAGCCAUCAGGAGCAGAUGAGGGUCGCCACAUCGUUGUUGACUGGACUCGAGGAGAACGCGUUCUUGUUGGCGGACACGCUGAUGCACGAGAAGACCAUCACCCACGAAGGAAGGAACAUACUGUUGGAAGUGCGCGUGUUGGACGCCCGAAACAUCGGGGACGAUCUCGAAGUGUUCCCCACCGAGGCGGCCCAACAAAGGUGGGCAGCUUCAAACGAUCGGGUGGAGCUGACCAGAGGCGCUUUGCUGGAGAACAGUCACGGCGGUAUUGUCCGUUUAGUUUUCAUGGCCUUUGACAGACUCGAGGAGAUCUUGCAGCCGCAAGCCGAGGUAUCGUCGUUGGUCAUGAAUGACGACCCGCAACCGCUGCCGAAAAGGAACACGACUAGGCUCCUCAACAGCAAAGUGAUCUCCGCGUCUCUGGGCAAAGGGAGGCACAUACAGCUCAGCGAACCCGUCAGAGUCUAUUUCAAACAUCUGUCGAUAGAGAACGUCACCAAUCCAACUUGCGUCUUCUGGGACUACAUCUUAAGCGCUUGGUCGGAAGAGGGUUGCCUGAUACGCAAAACCAACGAGACCCACACGAUCUGCGAGUGCAACCAUUUGACAAACUUCGCCGUUCUCAUGGACGUGCAUGCCGUCAGGCUGGACAUCGCUCAUCAAGUGGCGCUGCAGAUCAUCACCUACAUCGGUUGCAUCAUUUCCGUGGUCUGUCUCGUCCUGGCCAUCCUGACGUUUCAAUUAUUUCGCGGACUGAAGUCGGACAGAACGACCAUCCACAAGAAUCUCUGCGUGUGCCUGCUAAUCGCGGAAAUUUUAUUCGUUUGCGGAAUCGGUCAAACGAAUCAGAGAAUUGUCUGCGGCAUCGUCGCUGGACUCUUGCACUUCUUCUUCCUCUGCGCGUUCGCCUGGAUGUUCCUCGAAGGAUUCCAAUUAUACGUGAUGCUGAUCGAGGUCUUCGAGGCGGAAAAAUCGAGGCUCCGCUGGUACUAUCUGGUCGCUUACGGUGCUCCUCUGCUCGUCGUUGCUAUAUCUUGUAUAAUCGAUCCUCUCAGUUACGGUACCGAUCGAUAUUGCUGGCUCAGAGCAGACAACUAUUUCAUCUUCAGCUUCGUUGGACCUGUGAUACUCGUUAUACUGGCGAACUUGGUAUUCCUGUCGAUGGCAAUUUACAUGAUGUGCCGGCACGCGAACACGACAGUAGCGAUGAAGAGUAAGGAGCACUCACGAUUGGCCAGUGCAAGUGGAAAGGAAGAGAAUGCUCUUCCCAACAAAUUGCAAGCGCACUUGGCAUGGCUGAGAGGCGCAAUCGUCCUGGUCUUUCUGCUGGGACUCACCUGGACGUUCGGGCUCCUCUACUUGAACCAAGAGUCCGUCGCGAUGGCGUACAUCUUCACCAUAUUGAAUAGUCUCCAGGGGCUGUUUAUCUUUGUGUUCCAUUGCGUUCAGAACGAGAAGGUGAGGAAGGAAUACAGGAAGUUCGUGCGUCGGCAUUCCUGGCUACCGAAGUGCCUGAGGUGCUCGAAGACGGUGACAGGUGGUUCUGGUGGCUCGUCGGGCACCAGCGGGGGCGCUGGCGGAGCAAACGGCGGCAAGGAUUUCGCCUCGCACAACACCUCGUCGAACCCGUCAGCGCCGACGACCGACAGCUCAGGAUUGUCUCCGCACACCGCCUCCAAUUACCUGGCGUCCGGUCGAAGCUGGGCGAUAGUCGAUAGGCAACCGGCAGUAACAGUGGCAGGUGAAUCCUCUCCAACAGAGGCUCACAUCGUGGCCACCCUGCCGUACGCCCGUCACGCCUUCUUACCCUCAGCUCCCAAUAUCCCCAAAUCUGCCACCGCCACUUGGGGCCACCUUAACAAAAACCUCAUGUGGAAGAACAUUUCUUUUAAAUCGUACUCCCGCGACUCUGGGCACGGCGGCUCCGAGCAGGAGGACUCGCCGAGGACGCACAACACCCUAACGCUGGGCCAUUCGGGACGGAACCGCGGCGCGCGAGGCAUGAACGAGACGAACGACAUCAGCGGCAACAGGACAACCGGCGGCGGGGGCGGCAGACGCGCGGCGAUGCCGUACAACCACACGUACACGGAGAUCAUCGACGGUCGCGCGAACGGGCCUGUGCACCAUCAGCUGCACGGCCACCACGGUCAGCACGUGCACCUUCCGCGGGGCCUGGCGAACGAGGACGAUCCGGUUUACGAGGAGAUCGAGCGCGGGGGCGGCGGUGGCGGCGAAAUCCAGGUGUCGGACAUGUCGGACGAGGACGGUAGGAGACAGAGCGACAUGAGCAGACAGUCGUCGAGGAGUUACGGGGAUCACAGGCCGCUGAUACCGUACUCGCCCGCCACCGACCGGAACCUGGUGCACUACGGACAGACGCCGACGGACCGCGGGAACAUCCACUACGACCCAUCGGAGUACAGCCCCGCGGUCGAGCGCACUCUGAACGCCUGCUGGGAGAAGAUGCGCAAGCAGCAGGCCAGGUACGAGCGCGGCGAGCUGCCGCGUCUUCCGGCGAGCUACGGUAUACCGCCUCAACAGGAUCACACGCGAACGGUCGCGGUCCUGGACGGGCACACCGUCGUCUGUCACCUCCAGCCGCAGACGGAUAUGUACACCGGCCGCGGGAUGCCGCCGCCAUCCUACAGCGAGUGUUAGGACGCGUCAGCCGCGGCAGGAUCCCGUCGUCUUCGUCUUCCCGCGCGCGGACGACCGACACGCUCCUCGCCGUCGUUGACGUCGAUCGAGGAGUCCUUGCCGUGAAUACAGACCGGUCCCAGCUCCUACGGACCAGCCCUGACACCGGGGAGCAGCCAGCCCGCUCUCUCAAAACGCAAACGAGGACACCGUGUUUCCAGCCAUAACGAUCAAACUGCGGCCCACCUUUGACUUCGUUUCUGUUCGCUGUUUCUUCCGCGGUGAACCGAAGACCGCGACGGAUGCGUGUCCCGUCGCGGGUCGACCGCGCGAGUGCGCGAUCGAAUUCUGUAUCGAUAGGACUAACAAAAAUAGCGGACCUCUUGUUUAGAGUAAGUCGUCGUUGUAACGUCGAUGCUCACCGCGGCAAACGACUAAACGUGACGAGUCCUCUUGAGUCGCCGAAAUCGGUUUCCGGCGGUCAACCGGCGAUUGGGGGCGUGGAGUAGUUCAAGGGACGAACGUGACUCGCGGAUCGUGAAUUCGAAUCUUCGCGAACUUGCUAGCUGUACAGUGACGAAAAUUAUGGUGCAGAUGUUGGGUAGAUAUAGUAGUCAUCGAAGUAGGCGAGAAAACGUUAGGAGACUGGAGGCCUGGAAGUCAAUGAUUUUGGAGUUUUAAGGGGAAAUUGUAUUUCGUACUACUCUGUUGUAGUUCGCAUAUGCCCGAAGAAUUCUAGGAUUUUCCCUCGUUUCUCGACCAGAGAAACUGACAUAAUGGUUAUCGAAGAGGACACUCGAGAUAACUGCCUUAUAAUACAUGCCUUGUAACUCGGAAACUAUUGAAUUCUAGAUCAAUGUUUAUUAAGAGUUUUUUGCUUCUUUUGAUGAGUAUUAUACGGAUUCUUGAGCAUGUGCAAACCUCGAUAAAUCUGUUGAGGUGUUCAUCGACAUAACUGCUAUAAAUAAAAAUUAUCUUUAUAAUUCGGAAAGUAUUGGCCUCUAGACUCAUAUUUCUUAACACUUUUUCGCUUACUUCGACGAGUACCGUGCGUGCCCGAAUUUUGGACCAUCGAUUUCAGCACAACCUGCAUACGUUGAGUAUUGUGUAAUAUAGUAGUAAUAUAACAUUAUUGUCAGUUUUUAAAAUUCAAAUAUUUUUAGCACCUUGUUAUAUAUUAUCAUCCUAAUGGCGGACAACUACUUAAGACCAAAUCGAGUUAAUAUUAUUAGUACGGAUUAAACGAAUAAAAUAAAUAAAGACUUGAGUCAGAUAAAAUGAAAGUUAGAGUGUUAGCAAUGCGUUGCUCCGACAUUAUGACGAAUUACUUCCUCGCGACGUGGAAUCGAGUCAAUUAAAUCGCGGCAAAGCUCAACUAGAGUAUUAUUCUAUUCAUCUUUAGUAAUAGAAUAGAGUUCGUUUAAACGUCUGACUUCCCUAUGUUUAUUAUAUGUAUCAAUGUGUAACGUCAAUACAGGAUUGAAAUCUCGGGAAGACGCAAUGGAAAGUCCUUGAUCUCGCUCACUUAAAAAUUAUUUAACCUUGAAUUCGUACGUUAAAAGUUACUAUCGGCUUGUAGAAUUCGAUUCUCUCGAUUACUUGUAAAUACAAACAGAAUAUAUGUAUAUUCGUAUAUAUUAAUCCUACAACACCAACUUCAACGUAGGAAAUACAUGUAUAUACACCCAAUGUCUCUUCAAAUUGAUAUCACCUUCGUAAAACAUUACGCAUUUUAACAUAGAACGGCUUGGAUUUUUCCUCGAGCCUUACAGACUACAAAUAUUUUAAACAAAUUAAAAACUACACUAUAAAGAAAAUGGUAAACACAAAUAUUAUCGUUGGAUGCGAUACGUUGAUGUUCUAGGGUUAAUCCCAUGAAUAAGACCAAGAUUUUGUAGUGUCAUUACACCUUAAAUGUUUAUAAAUCUUUCUGGACCUCUCUCACAGUUGACUUUACACAUUUUGAAGAUCUUUCUUCGUUUAAAACAUCGUCAAACAUAGGUUUCUACUAUGAGAAACCUAAUUUAGUAAUUUUAGAAUUAUUGAAUCUACUGAAAAUCAUUAACGAUGACUUUUAAUGAAUUUUAGAUGUAAUUUUCUACUGCGUUUGGUAGUAAGCUCCUAUUUGCAACGCGAUCUAUCACGUUCAAACCUCUCGAUGUUCCGAAUACUAAUUUUAGAUCGCCGCCUCGUUGCGAAAUUGUUUAAUUAUUUUGUAACGAUAAGCUUCGGAAAUUCAACGAAGAAUUCGAGCUCCUCCAACAGUUGUUUUGUAAAGUCACUUUCCUUUUGACAUGUUAUCGAUCGAACCGGUGUUAAAAAUAAAUUGCAUACCUUGAGACACACACUGUUUUAAAAAUAUUCAGUUGUUUAGCCAAAUAUCAAUAUCCCUCGUCAAUUCUUUCGUCUGAUCUCAUUGCUCAAAAGUAAUAUUCCUUCGUCCAUACUAACAACAACAGUGUCGACAUAAAUGCUUUGCAUUUGGUAGUUAACCGAGCGGUCUUAGGUUAUUGUCCCCGGUUACGACACGAUAUAACAAAAUGUUAAAAAUACUUGUAUAAGCUAAAAGUAAAUUGUACUAAUUGGGUAUCAUUUUACAUGCUUCUCAGUGUGUACCACUCGUUUAGCAAAAAAUUUCAUCUACGAAACGUCGAUCACGUUCGUUCCGUAAAUUGCGAAGCGUUCUCAAGUCGCCAGCCACCGCCGUGUAAAUUGCUAGAUCCACGAAGCAACGCGUUUUCUGGUAAACGGAACUCCUCGAAACCGAUCCUCGUGGGCGUAACGAUCGAGGAACCUUCGUUGCCUGGCCCUGGUCUUUGUUAGUUAACGAGAACGAGGCGUAGCGUUCGCCGACAUAGCGAAAAAGAACGAUAACUCGACGGUCGUGGAACCGUGGUUCAGUGAUGAAGCACUGAUCAGCAGACAUAUCGACGUGGGUGGAGAAUGGUUUCAUCGACGGGCGCAAGGAAGUCGUGUUUCUUCGUUGACGGGCCGCGGGGAUCGACGAAGGCUCCGAUCUUGAUCCCCGAUGGGAAUCGGCGACGACGCGAUAAAGGGAUCCCGAAGCUUGCUUCUGCUUUUAAAAACGGUCUCGACCGUCGGUCGUGACGCGGUGACAGCGUUAGUGACAUAUCGCGAGUUGCUGGCCCUCGCAGCGGGAAAGAAUGCCGAGUAACGUUUAAUUAAUCGCAGUAUCGCAAUUGUAUUUUUAGUGGUCGCAUCCGUAGAUGGUUGCUCCUCGAGACGAACAUUCGCGAUCUACCGAAAAUGGCGGCGAUGUCGUCGCAUUCGCGGAAUAAAUCCUCGAGUUCCGACGCAAAGAAAGGAACGUGCCCAUUCCGCGAGUCUCGUCGGGCGAAGAAAAAUGGACAGGAAAACGUCUAGAAACGGAAACGAAUAACGCAGGGCAAACGGCUAGAGUACCUUUAUCGGUCGUCCCAGCCAGCUCCUCAUUGUACAUUGCUUUGGUUACGUUUUAG